ACAUGCAAGAUGCUAUCUCCAAACCUUAGUGAAUUCUUCAGUAGAACCAGCUAGCUAGAGCUUUGUUAUUGAAAAUUCUUCUGCAACAUCUUUCUUAUUUCCAAGAAAUUUGGAGCCAUAUAUGACAGAGUCACUUUGCCCCCUCAAGAAGCAAUACUACGUCGUUGACGCGUUUCCUCCAUAAAUUAAUAAGCGGUUCCGCUUUUGUUGACCCUUUCUCUAGAAGCUAGCAGCUGAGCACUACUUUUUAAUCCUUAAAACUCAGUUACAUAUAUCCUUGCAUCACCAGCAUACCUCAUAUCAUAUGAAAAAUCCAUCGAAUACAAAGCCAUACAACAUUAUCAAAGUUCUUAUCUUUGUGUAUACAUAGAAAAGAUGGUAGUAACAAACACUAGCUUAUUCAUUAGAAUUCUCGAUUGGGUCGUUGAAAUACACAGUUUCUUCUCAAAGUUGGUUGCGAAUAUCUUCACUAGAUGGAAGUUUCGGACCAAGUUGGCAAUGAGUGAGAAGUUAUUAGAGGAUGAAAAACUAAGCGAAUCGGACUUGAAGAAGGUGAUGGAUGAACUAGGAGUAGCUUAUAACCCAGAUAGUGAUAUUAUUGAUCAAGAGAGAAUUGGUGCACAUGAACUCUCACAACUGUUUGAUGAGGAGCAGCCUAGCUUGGAGGAAGUGAAGGAAGCCUUUGAAGUGUUUGAUGAAAACAAAGAUGGAUUCAUUGGUGCAACAGAGUUGUUAAGAGUUUUAUGCAGUUUGGGCCUUAAAGAAGGGUCAGAAGUAGAGGAGUGCACAAAGAUGAUAAGAGCAGUAGAUGAGAAUGGAGAUGGAUUGAUUGAUUUUAACGAGUUUGUGAAGUUUAUGGAGAAUUGUUUUUGCUAAAUGCUAGUUAGCUCUUUUGUCAUCUGCAUGUACUGCUGCUUAUUAUUACUCUUUUUUCAAAUAAAUCGUGUCAUGGUUAUUAUUUCUCUUUUUUUUCUUUUUCUUUUUUUAUUGCAGCCUUGCAAUAACACUUUUUAGAAUGUGUUAAACUACUUCAAAAUUGUGAUUUCAAGUAUAAUUUCAAUUACUUUUUAGAGUAUAUGUAAAACUGUACGUAUAAAACAGUUUGUGUAACAGUACUAUUUUAGAAUAGACAUAUUUUAGUGUGUGGUAGUGUGCCAAUUAAUUGCCAUUCUCUUGGUCUUUAGUCUAAGAUUUCAACUAUAUUCUUAUCUUCUUAUGUAAGUUUUCAAUAUUGUAUGUUUGUUUUAGAGUGUAUGUAAAACUAUACGUAUAAAAUAGUUUGUAUAACACUACUAUUUUAGAAUA
Messenger RNA from Quercus robur (English oak), 1305 nucleotides. Its product is annotated as probable calcium-binding protein CML45. The coding region runs from base 376 to 876 and encodes 166 amino acids. The transcript has a single exon. Gene Ontology annotation, molecular function: calcium ion binding. Lineage: Eukaryota; Viridiplantae; Streptophyta; Magnoliopsida; Fagales; Fagaceae. The record is from RefSeq and is a predicted model, not a curated record.